AUGUAUAUUUAUAUUAAAAUUUCAUUUGCCAAGAAAAACAAAUCGUGCUACACAAUGGGUGAUGUGAGGUGGAAAUGCAUACUUCUAUGCGUCGGGUUAUUUAUUGCAACCGUGUCAUCAGCAGCGAUAACUCAGGAUCCCUUGAUAGUCACCACUGGAGAUGACAUUACCACAGAAACUAACGUAGGACCCACCACAGACGAGCCAAACGCUCCAAUUAAACUAACAGAAAUGAGGGUUCAUUCUGAGAUCGCGUUGCGUUAUGCCCGUACAGCUGUGGUCACGACUGUACGGAACCCCGCUAAGCGCUCCCAGGAAGCUGUCUUCCGGAUGCUCUUACCAGAAACAGCUUUCAUCAGUGGCUUUGUAAUGACAUUGAAUGGGAAGUCGUAUAAGGCUUACGUAAAGGGAAAAGAAGAAGCGAAGCAAAUCUACAAUGAGGCUGUUUCCCAAGGAUUCGGUGCAGCACACGUUUCCGCUAAAGCUCGCGAUUCUAACCAUUUUACAGUCAAUGUCAACGUUGAACCAAACACCACAGCAGUAUUCAACCUUACAUAUGAAGAAUUACUCGUCCGUCGCAAUGGUGUCUACAACCACGCUAUCAACUUGCACCCUGGAGCAUUGGUGCCAAAGCUGAAAGUCACGGUACACAUCAAGGAAACUGAGAAGAUCACAACCUUGAGGGUACCGGAAGUAAAAACCGGUAACGAGGUGGAUGCCACAGAUGCAGAUGCUCAGAACCCUAUUGCUGCCAUAGACAGAGGUCAUGAUGAUAGAGAAGCGACGAUCACCUUCAAACCAGAUUUAAUAGAGCAGAGAAGACUUAUUGAUGUUUAUUCGGCCAAAUCUAAGGAAUCGGCAGCAAGCAGACCAUAUUAUUUCCAACAUAACGUAGAAGACAAUCAAGAGGGAACCAUCGGACAAUUUAUUGUCCAAUACGAUGUUGACCGGACAAACAAUAAGGAUAUUUUAGUAAACGAUGGCUAUUUCGUUCACUUCUUAGCGCCAAGUUCGCUACCUCCUCUGAAGAAGCACGUAGUCUUUGUUCUGGAUACAUCCGGAUCUAUGAUGGGUCACAAAUUAGAUCAGCUGCGAGAGGCCAUGCAGACCAUUCUGGGUAAACUCUACGCUGGCGAUUACUUCAGCAUCGUGGAGUUCAACUCUGACGUCGUGGUGCAUGAUCUCAAGGAAGCAGAUGCUCCUCCAGCUGAGAGGAAACAUUACUGGAAUUACCAACCUCACCAAUCGGAAAACACGGCUCUGGUGCCGCCAUCUCGUGCCACCCCGGAGAACAUAGAGAAAGCUAAAACCAUUAUAUCCAGACUGCAGUCGUUUGGAGGUACAAACAUCCACAGCGCUUUAAGCGUAGCGAUAGAUUUAAUUCGCAAAGGCGUCGACUGGAAAGUUAAAUCAAAUGAAUCCAAACCCGACUCUACUACUGCGGCUCCAGAACAAGGAAAGGCUUUGACAGUUGAUGAAGGUGUUAAGAACGAAUUGGAACCAAUUGUAAUUUUCCUUACGGACGGAGACCCAACUGAAGGAGAGACCAGCACAGUGCGAAUUAUAAAUCAUCUCUCGGAGAAGAACUAUGGAGAAAAGAAAGCGUCUAUAUUUUCCUUAGCUUUCGGCGAAGACGCGGACCGCAAUUUCCUCCGGAAACUGUCUCUGCGUAACGAAGGGUUCAUGAGGCAUAUCUAUGAGGCAGCAGAUGCAGCACUGCAGCUACGCGAUUUCUAUCAGCAAGUCUCAUCGCCCCUACUCUCCAAUGUUCAUUUUACGUAUCCCAAAGAUCAGGUAAAAGAGGGUUCAGUGACACGAAGCAAGUUCCACGCAGUGUUUGCCGGUUCAGAAGUAGUCGUUGCUGGUCGCGUAUUAGAUAAUGUUGAUGUGAUCGAGGCACAAGUUGAUGGAUUCUGCGCUGUUGAUGAUGGUUCAGGAAAGAAAAAAUACGCGAUCCUGCCUAAAAUUCCAGUAAGCACCACUAAAAAUGAAUACAUGCCUCUCGAAAGACUGUGGGCGUACCUCACGAUCAAGCAAUUGUUGGACGAAAAGGACGCAAGUGAUUCAGAUGACAAAUCCGAGAAGAGUCCUGAGAAAAGGGCUUUAGCUAUAGCUUUGAAGUACGAAUUUGUAACCCCGCUGACGUCUCUGGUUGUAGUAAAGCCAAACGCUACUAAUGCUGUCAAUGCAGAAUCUGUAGACAACCAGCGUCCAGAAUAUUCUGCUUUCGGAUCAUAUGGCCCACCAAGUCUUUCGGCUGGUUAUGGACAGUCUAACGCUUUGUCGGCGGUAUCCUUCUCUCAACCCAUCGCAACUUUGCAACAUCAAUUCGGCCUUCCGGGACCACCGAUGCAAGAGCCUGUUUUCGAUGAUAUAGAAGCAGAAGAAAUAGAUAAUCGUUAUGAAGACGAAGACCGCGCUGAUGAUUUGCGUAGUAGUUUCGCCUCAUUUCCAAGAGCGCAGCAUUUUUCGGGUUCAAGAUUUCGACAUCAACCAAGUUACAAACACUCCCUCCGUACCUCUUCAUCCUAUGACCUAGAUAUGGACAGUUUUCCAGUCUCGUCUAUUUUUGGCGCUCCACCUGCUCUUUCUACAACAUCUGCACCUAAAGUGGAAUUACCGAAGGCAGAGCCUGCCUCGCCGUUAAUGAAGUAUAACUUGCAAGAUUUUGGUUGGGCAGAAAAUUUACUUGACGCUAGCGCGGACGUAUUAAAACUGUCAGUCAACGGUACUCAAGUGGACCUUAAGUUGUAUAAAACUGGAGAAACUGUGACUGAAGGUGAAGACUCUACUUGUGACAAAGCAGGAGGUGGCGUCAGUGGGGCGUGUGUGUAUAUCACUCGGUGCCGCUCUGCCAAGACCAUCACCUCUCAACAGUAUCAAGAAUUAUACUGUACUGUGGGCAACGGAUAUGCUGGAGUAUGCUGCCCGAGUGACGAUGUGGAUAAAGCUUAA
This is a messenger RNA of Leptosia nina, 2955 nucleotides long. NCBI's taxonomy places the organism in Eukaryota, Metazoa, Arthropoda, Insecta, Lepidoptera, Pieridae. The record is from the annotation of a GenBank genome assembly.